Molecule: messenger RNA, 2062 nt
Organism: Carlito syrichta (Philippine tarsier)
Lineage: Eukaryota; Metazoa; Chordata; Mammalia; Primates; Tarsiidae
Gene: RAP2B
Product: RAP2B, member of RAS oncogene family
Exons: 1
Coding region: 4-555 (183 amino acids)
Biological process (GO): negative regulation of cell migration; Rap protein signal transduction
Cellular component (GO): plasma membrane
Molecular function (GO): GTPase activity; GTP binding; GDP binding
Source: RefSeq, a predicted model, not a curated record
GCCAUGAGAGAGUACAAAGUGGUGGUGCUGGGCUCGGGCGGCGUGGGCAAGUCCGCGCUCACCGUGCAGUUCGUGACCGGCUCGUUCAUCGAGAAGUACGACCCCACCAUCGAGGACUUCUACCGCAAGGAGAUCGAGGUGGACUCGUCGCCGUCGGUGCUGGAGAUCCUGGACACGGCGGGCACGGAGCAGUUCGCGUCCAUGCGGGACCUGUACAUCAAGAACGGCCAGGGCUUCAUCCUCGUCUACAGCCUGGUCAACCAGCAGAGCUUCCAGGACAUCAAGCCCAUGCGGGACCAGAUCAUCCGCGUGAAGCGGUACGAGCGCGUGCCCAUGAUCCUGGUGGGCAACAAGGUGGACCUGGAGGGCGAGCGCGAGGUCUCGUACGGCGAGGGCAAGGCCCUGGCCGAGGAGUGGAGCUGCCCCUUCAUGGAGACGUCGGCCAAAAACAAAGCCUCGGUGGACGAGCUGUUCGCCGAGAUCGUGCGGCAGAUGAACUACGCGGCGCAGCCCAACGGCGACGAGGGCUGCUGCUCGGCCUGCGUGAUCCUCUGAGGCGCCCCCGGCCGCCGCGCGCCGGCCGCGCUCUGCGCACAAAAGCCAAACGCACCGACUCUCGGUGGGAUUGCUCCUCUGCUCGGAGGUUGGAGACGACUUUGCAUGGGCCGGGGGUUGUCCCGGGAGCCCGGCCGGCCCCCGCCUCCACCCUGUGCCCGAUCAGGGGGGUGUCCCGUCCUGACCAUCCGAGACCCUGGUGGAAAUGUGGCUCUUUGCAGCUUGUACGUUUCUCAUCGAUUUCGGUUGACGCGUAUUUCCCCGUUUCAGUAGCAGCAUCGCAUCGGCAGUUUGACACCUGACAAGCAAAAGUUUCCGCUUUGGGAAAGAAUCAAAUUAAAUAAUGGGGGAGGGGUGGAGGAAAAGGAGGGGGAGAAGGUGGAGAGGGGGGAUUUUUGUGUGGGUGUGUCUGUCUGUCUGUGUGUGUGUGUGUGUGUGUGUGUGUGUGUGUGUGUCAGUGUGUCAACAACCGUUUUCUAGUUCCAAGUUUUAAAUACAUGGAAGGAAGUCCGGGGGAACCAUAUGAAGGAGCAGGAGGAGAGGAAGAAACUUUAGUUUUUUCCUUGUUUUCCAGGAGUAGCUGGAAAUUAAGAUCGGGUUCCUUUUCUGCCAGCUUGGAAGGGCAACCCCAUGACUGUUUGCGAUUCUGAGGAUGUCUAUGCAAAGUUGGAUUCUAGUUACAGUGUAUCCAAUCUGAAGUAUUGCACAUCUGAACUGGGACUGUUAACACUGAUGCCAAUACAGUGUGGGCUGCCAGCAAGUGUCUGCUGAUAUUUGUGGAAAAAAAAUCUAUUUUGUUUACCUACUGUAUCCAAGGGGAAUCUGGGGGGAGAACGGUAGUAUUUUUUUUUAUCAGCUGUGAAAAAAAUGUUACAAAUCUGCACAUUUUUGUGUGUACUAUUGUGUGUGUGUGUGUGUUUUAAGUUGAGCUUUUUUUGUUUUUGUUUCGGUUGGCAGGAACCGAUUUUAAUGACUAGCUUUUUAAAAUACAGUACAAAGACUUUGUAAAUGUGAUUCAGGGCCCCCAGCACCCCUGUGUCUGCAGAGUGCCUUCAAAACUCAGCUGUUCCAGCCGGUGCCAACCUGUGAACUCUCCCACCAGAUCUCAGAAUCUGCUAUUCCCCAAACCACUUCCCAGCUUCCUUUCAGUAAUCUUCCUGAAGGAGCCAGGACAAUAGGGCCUGUUGUUUAGAGAAUCUCGUGAUUAUUUUCAGCCUUUAAAAUGUAAUUUCCAUCUCUUGCAAUGAAUUUGUUGCCUUUUUUUUUUUUUUUUUUUUGCUUCAUUUUGUUCAAAUGUUCAGGUAUUUAGCUCCCCUUUUGUGUUAUUUUAAAAUUUCUUUGGUUAUCUGUUAUAGGGUGUUCCUCCAGCAGCAAAGAGCAAAAUUUUUCUGUUGUGAUGUACCAAGAGAAUUCUAACUCAUUGUAAUUUUUAAUUCCAUGCGUUUAAUCAUUGUCUUUUCAUUUUAAGACUUUUAAUACAAAUGUCAUUUUUAAAGAAACAAAUCCA